AAUUUUUUUCACUUCAGUGGUUUCCAUUAAUGGGUAAAAAAAUUACUGACAUGAAACGCCAUAAUUCAUCGAGAUACGACAUUCAAGAUACAGCAGACUUUCUCCUCCCUUUCCUCCCUCGAUAACUCUGAUGUUCUCUUUCUCUUCCCUCUCUUUCCACUUGUUAACUCCCAUUCUUUGGAGCACAGAUCAUUGGCUUCAAACGAAUGAGUUUGUGGUGGAGAUGGAGUUGAGAUUUGAAUCAGCGUUCAAGGCUAUGGAGGAGCUGGAGAAAGGCGUCAUAGCAAAUCGUGAUGGUAGGCGAAUGGUCGGGCACUACUGGUUGAGGAAUUCGAAACUAGCGUUGAACAAGUUUUUGCGCCAGCAAAUUGAAAACACGCUCGAUGCUGUUUGCAAGUUCGCUGAUGAAAUUGUUGUUGGGUUUCAGAUGAAGAACCCAGUUCUGGCCCUGAUUAUUGCUGACUUAAGCAUCGGAGUGUCUACCCCGAGAUCCAUCUCGGGGCUUUGCAGGUCAGCCCGAGGGGGAAACUCGUCUCAGCCUCUUGGACGAGGUCAGGUCCCCAGCAACCUUCCACCUCAUCCUCCACCCCCAAUCCCAAAUACAUUCCCUCCUGUUGAUCAUGCAGAAGGAGAAGACGAAAAUCAACCACACAAUUCGGUUAGCCACUCAGCCUCUACUGCUAACCAAGACGUAGUUGCAACUCAGCUCGCUGCCAUGCAACAGCAGUUUGGUGUCUUUCAGCAAGUGCUGGCUCAGCUGUUAGCCCGGAACAAUCCUGGUGAUCCACUCAUCAAUCUACUUAAUCCUACCCCACCACAACCCCUGGCCCCACCACAAAAUCCUGGACCAGUUCAAGAUGCUCCCGCUGUUAGUGAAUCUCAGGGCCAAUCUCACAUCGCGUCGGUUAUGCAACCCCCUCGUGAUGAUGUCGCUCGGCGUUUAGACAGCUUAGAAAAGCUAGUGGUCGAACAGCGAGGUAUUCCACCUCCACACCCUACUGCUGACUCCGUACCUCACCCUCUCAACACCAAUAUUAUAUUGGAACCCUACCCCGUUGGCUUCAGAAUACCACAGCUUGAAACUUAUGAUGGGACGAAGGACCCCGAUGAUCAUCUACAUGCUUUCUACUCUUGCAUGCAGGCCCAGAACGCUUCUGAUGCAUUGAUGUGCAAAAUCUUCCCCUCUACUCUCCGAGGUAACGCUCGAACCUGGUACUACAGUCUGCCUCCGAGAUCAAUCAACUCAUACACAGAACUGGCAUCCGCUUUUGCCACAAAGUUUUCCAGUAGAAGGUUGAUCAGGAAAACCACUUCCGAGCUGAUGCGGGUUAAGCAAAGGGACGGAGAGUCUUUGAAGAAUUUUAUGAGCAGAUUCAAUGAUGCAGUGCUAGAGGUUAACUCUUUCGACCAAGCAGUGGGCAUUACAGCUGUGAUCUCGGGUCUCGGCCAUGAAAGAUUCCGAGAAAGUCUGCUCAAACAUCCCGCCACCACCUUCAGUGAGGUAAAUGAUAGAUCAUUGAAAUUCAUAACUGCUGAGGAAUAUGCCCUGUCGCAGAACGUCACCCCUGCCAAGAAUCAACACCCAGACUGGCGAGAGGAGAAUCCGAACAGGAAACGGAUGAAGACAUCGCAGAACCGAGGACCGAUGUCGACCCUGAGAUUCGGAAGGCCGAACCCAGCACCUCCGCAACAACCUGUAGGUAAACCUCCAGUUAAUUGGACUCCUUUUAAUUUACCAAGGUCACAAAUCUUCAUGCAGAUUAAGAAUAAAAUGGACUUACGACGUCCGGGUCCAAUGAGAACUGCUGCUGCUACCAGAGACCAUACACGGUAUUAUGACUUUCAUCAAGAUCACGGUCAUACAACAGAGCAAUGCAAUAGUCUGAGGUCCGAACUGGAAAGCCUGGCGCAGAAAGGGAUGCUGAAUGAGUACAUCCAAAGAGUGGAACAGCCUCGAUUCGUCAGGGAACAAGGGACACAGCAUCAAGGAAUCCGCAACCCCCCAAACAGGCAAGGUGUGGGAUAUCAGCAGGCCCCACCACCACUCCCACCACCAGCUAGAGUCAUACAUAUGAUUACGGGAGGUCUGGAAGCAGGUGGAUUGAGCUCUAAGCAGAGAAAGUUGUACGUUAGAGAGGUUAAGCACCAGAACCGGAUUGUCACACCUCACAAUGAUCCUCUAGUUACUUCCGUCACGAUCAACAAUUGUGAAGUGCAGCGAGUCCUUGUUGACACCGGGAGUGCACCAGACAUCAUGUACUUCCAUUGUUUUGAAAGUCUUGGAAUAGAUCCAGCUCUGUUGCAGCGGUAUGAUGGUCCCAUUUACGGAUUUAACAACCAACCAGUUCUAGUUGAAGGAGUCCUCACUAUGAAUGUUGCAUUUGGCAGAGGCCGAAGUUAUGUGACCCCGUCAGUCAGGUUUUUGGUAGUCAAGAUGGCAUCCUCAUUCAAUGUCGUCAUUGGUCGACCCACACUGACUGAAAUCCGAGCUGUGGUUUCCCAAUCGCAUCUAUGCAUGAAGUUCCCAACUCUUACGGGAAUAGCAACACUGCGAGGCAACCAGGAGGUGGCCAGGCAUUGCUAUAUCACCUCGGUAACACAACCUCAGAAGGACAAGGCUCAGACACCCGAGAUUAAUCCCAAACAGAUACCUGAUGAUCGGCAAGUUAUGGGUGUUGAAAUAGUAGAUAAUCGACCAGAAGAUGAAACCAAAGCUGCUCCGGUUGAAGAUGUGGAGGAGGUACAAAUUGAUGACAGAGAUCCGAGCAGGAAAACGCAAAUUGGGACUAAGUUGAACUCGGAAGACAGAGCAGAGUUAAUAGCUUUUCUUCGGGCCAAUAACGAUGUUUUUGCAUGGACCUCAGCAGAUAUGCCGGGAAUCCCCACUUCAGUUUUUCAACAUAAACUCAGCACCAAUCCCCUCAAGAAACCAGUAGCCCAGAAGCGACGUCUCUUCGGGGGGGAGAGGCUACAGGUUAUUAAAGAAGAAGUCGAGAAACUCUUACAAGCCGGCUUUGUCAGAAGGGUAGAUUAUUGUGAAUGGGUCGCCAACCCGGUGCUAGUGAAAAAAGCAAACGGUAAAUGGCGAAUGUGCAUUGAUUACACUAACCUCAACGAUGCAUGUCCAAAGGAUUGUUACCCAAUGCCAAACAUUGAUAAACUGGUUGAGGCGGCUUCGGGAAAUGAGAGAUUAAGUCUCUUGGAUGCAUACUCAGGCUAUCACCAGGUCCCAAUGGCUCCCGAGGAUGAAGAAAAAACCUCGUUCUAUGCUGGUGAUGAGAUCUAUUGCUAUGUAAUGAUGCCCUUCGGCUUGAAGAAUGCAGGCGCCACUUACCAGAAGAUGGUUACCAUCGUGUUCCGAGCUCAGAUUGGACGGAAUCUGGAAGUUUAUGUUGACGAUAUAGUGGUGAAGAGUUUGAAAGCCGACGAUCACUUAACCGAUCUUGAGGAGACAUUCAACAAUCUCAGACAGAACAUAAUGAGGUUAAACCCAGCCAAGUGCAUCUUUGGUGUGGAAUCUGGAAAAUUCCUGGGUUUUAUGGUUUCCCGGAGAGGGAUUGAGGUCAACCCAGAGAAGAUCAGAGCAAUUGCCGAGAUGGAACCACCGAAGUCAGUGAAGGACAUACAGAGCUCACCACCUCUGCUCACUAAAGCCAAAGAUGGAGAAAUCCUCUAUCUAUAUUUGGGAAUUUCAGAUGAAGCCAUUAGUUCGGUUCUGGUAAGAGAAGAAGCCAAGCAGCAGAAACCAAUAUAUUACAUCAGUAGUGUGCUGCAUGGAGCCGAACUGAGGUAUCCUAUAGUUAAGAAAGCAGCUUUAGCAGUCAUCACUUCGGCCAGAAAGUUGAGGCCGUAUUUCCAAUCACACCCAAUCAUUAUUCUUACAGACCAACUUCUUCGGCAGAUUCUGCAAAAGCCUGAGUGUUCGGGAAGAUUAAUUAAGUGGGAAGUAGAACUGGGGGAGUUCGAGAUAACAUUCCAGCAGAGAUCAGCGAUCCGAGCUCAGGCACUGGCAGAUUUCAUUGUAGAGUGCACUCCAAGUAAUUCCAUUCUUACUCCGGAGCCCAAUGAUUGGACCUUAUAUGUUGAUGGGGCAUCUAGUAGCAAAGGUUCAGGAGCUGGUGCUCUCUUGAUUGGCCCAGAUGGAUACCGAAGUGAACAUGCUUUGAAAUUCAACUUCGACGCAACGAACAACAUGGCCGAGUAUGAAGCCCUGUUACUGGGUCUGCAACUAGCCUUGGAAUUAAAACUCAGUGCAAUCCAAGUAUACAGUGACUCCCAACUGGUGGUGAACCAAAUUAACUCAAUUUGCGAAGUUGUUGAUCCCAUGAUGGUGAAAUACGUAGCUUUGGUGGCCGAGCUGAAGUGCAAAUUCCAGAAAUUCUGUCUGAGCAAAAUCCCCCGAAUUGAGAAUGAACAGGCAGAUUCACUCUCUAAAUUCGCCUCUGAUAGUUCCUUACGUUCCAGAUCAGUUUUUGUGGAAGUCUUAGAUGAACCAAGCUUCGUGAAGCCACGAAUGAUGGAGAUCAGUACCGACCCAGGCACGCCGAGCUGGACUGACCUAAUCCUUUCCUUCUUACGCGAUGGGAUAGUACCUGAGGACAGGCAGGAGGCAAUGAAGUUAAGAAGGAAAGCAUCUCGGUAUACACUUCUUGAUGGAGUCCUCUAUAAGCGAUCUUUCUCUCUACCCCUUCUACGGUGCUUGAACCCCUAUGAAGCAGAAUAUGCACUCAGGGAGGUACAUGAAGGUGUUUGCAGAAGUCACGUGGGUGCUCGAACUUUGGCUCAUAAAGUCCUUAGACAGGGUUAUUAUUGGCCAAACAUGUACAAAGAUGCCACUCUCUUUGUUCAGAAAUGCUUGAAAUGCCAGUUCUUUGCACACCUGACUCACCAGCCUGCAGAAGAACUCACUACUCUGGUAGCACCCUGGCCAUUUGCACAGUGGGGAUUGGAUCUUUUGGGCCCAUUCGUGAAGGGGGUUGGUGGUGUAACCCACCUAAUUGUUGGUGUAGAUUACUUCACAAAGUGGGUUGAAGCUCGGCCACUAUCCAGUCUUACUUCCAAGAAGGUUGAAGACUUUGUUUUCAGCUCAAUCGUCUGUAGAUAUGGGAUCCCGAAUCAGAUUGUGGCUGAUAAUAGAACUCAAUUUAACUGCACCUCUUUUCGAGAUUUCUGUUCCAGCUACGGGAUUAAACUGCAGUUCACUUCGGUUUACCAUCCGGAGUCCAAUGGCAUGGUCGAAUCUGUUAACAAGUGCAUCUUAGAAGGAAUAAAACCAAGGCUGGAACAACACAAGGCUAGAUGGGCAGACGAGCUCAACAACGUCCUCUGGGCAUACAGAACUACGAGUCGAACUGCCACAGGAGAAACACCCUAUCAUCUGGCCUUCGGUACCGAAGCAGUCAUUCCUAUCGAGAUAGGAGUUCCAAGCUUCAGAGUCGCCCAUUUCGAUGAAGAAAGGAAUGGACAACUGCUUCGGGAGAACCUUGAUUUGCUUGAUGACCUCAGAGAAGAAGCACGACUUCGAACUCUAGUCUACAAGCAGAAAAUAGCAAACUUCUACAAUAAAUGAGUUCGACCCCGAUCAUUCAAAGUAGGAGACCUUGUUCUCAGGAAAGCAGGGCUAACAGGGUUCGAA
Molecule: messenger RNA, 5635 nt
Organism: Rubroshorea leprosula
Lineage: Eukaryota; Viridiplantae; Streptophyta; Magnoliopsida; Malvales; Dipterocarpaceae
Source: the annotation of a GenBank genome assembly